Chiloscyllium plagiosum (whitespotted bambooshark) is the source of this 8751-nucleotide messenger RNA. The record is from RefSeq and is a predicted model, not a curated record. NCBI's taxonomy places the organism in Eukaryota, Metazoa, Chordata, Chondrichthyes, Orectolobiformes, Hemiscylliidae.
AUGAACAAAGAGCUGACAUUUUCAAAUGAAAACUUAAAAGAACAGUUCCUCAACCACCAAACUAUGAAUGAGAUCAGAGAGACCGCCUGCAGUGAGUCCUCUCUUGCGGAUAUCGUAUUCCUGGUGGAUGGAUCAUGGAGUAUCGGGAUCCAGAACUUCAAAACGAUUCAAGAGUUUCUCUACACCCUUGUGAAUGGAUUUGAUGUUGGGCUGGACAAAGUUCGGAUAGGCCUCAUCCAGUACAGUGGAACUCCUCGCACUGAGUUUUUCUUGAAUUCCUAUAGUGAUAAGAAUGAGAUUCUGCAGUAUCUACAGCAGCUGCCGUACAAAGGAGGAGGAACAAGAACUGGGCUGGGCCUGAAGUUCAUGCUGAACAAACACUUCGUGGAGUCAGCGGGCAGCAGGGCAUCGAUGGGAGUACCACAAGUGGCCAUUGUAAUCACUGACGGGCAAUCCCAGGAUAGUGUUGGACUACCAGCAAAAGCGCUGAGGGACCGAGGGGUCACCGUCUAUGCCAUUGGCAUCAAGGAUGCUGUGGAGAAAGAGCUGGAGGAAAUCGCCAGUAAGCCAGCUAGCAACUAUGUGUACAACGUGGCAGACUUUGCAGCCCUAAGGGGAAUUUCACAGGCUGUCAUCCAAUUCGUUUGUACCAGGGUGGAAGAGGUGACUCGUAAUUUAUCUCAGGUCUCACAAGUUUCCCCAGCUUGUAGAAAAGCCACACUUGCUGAUAUCGUCCUUGUGGUGGAUGGUUCAACCAGUGUAAGUGAUGAGAAUUUCGAAGAAGUGAGGGAGUUUCUGAACACCUUCGUUAAUGGCCUAGAUAUUGCAGAAAACAAAGUAAGGAUUGGGCUGGUUCAGUACAGUGACGAUCCAAAGACAGAAUUCCUGCUGAAUCAAUAUUCAUCCAAGAGUGACAUUCUGAACUACCUACAGAGGUUGCAACAGAAGAGAGGCCGGACCGAUACUAGAAGGACCCUGGAGUUCCUGCAGAACCAACACUUUGUUCCUGCAGCAGGGAGCAGGGCAGCAGAAAAUGUGCAGCAGAUUGUCAUCCUGGUCACCGACGGUGACUCCAUCACUGAGGUGGACGAUGCUGCCAACAGACUGAGAAAUAGCGGAGUCACGAUUUAUGUCAUCGGAAUUAAUAUCCAAGGAAAGAAGGAAUUUCAAGAUAUUUCCAGCAGACCAGUUCGGAGAUAUGCUUAUCAUGUUGCAAACUUUCUUGGAAUGAAAGAAAUUUCAAAUAAAAUCUUAGAGUCCGUGUGCAAGACAGUUGAAGCCCACAUCCAAGCCUUUGCAGUGAAUUAUGCUGACAUCGUUUUUCUAGUCGAUGGUUCUCAGAACAUGGGAGCUGCAGGAUUUCAGCAGAUCAGAAGCUUUAUCUUCAGAAUUGUUACUCAGCUUGAUGUUGGAGCAGAUAAGUACCGAAUUGGUCUUGCCCAGUAUGACAAUAAUGCAAGAACUGAGUUCUUAUUGAAUACCUACAUAACAAAGAUUCAAGUGGCAAAUUACAUCAGGAGUGACCGCAGCUUUGCAUUUCAGGGAGGACCAGGGUUAGCAAUGGGCCGUGCCAUUGACUUCCUGCGCAGGACGUUUUUCAGAGAGUCUGCUGGAAGUCGGAAAGGGGAAGGUGUUCCUCAGAUAGUGAUCAUGAUUACUUCAGCCUCUUCACAGGAUGACAUUACUCUACCUGCCAGAGCCUUAAAGAAGGAAGGCGUGAAAGUUAUCUCCGUUGGUGUCAGACGGUCUGUCUUGAUCGAUCUCCAGCGUGUGGCUUUUCAGCCUAAUUUUCCAUUUGUUUUCCAGAUUAGUGCUUUGGAUGCAGUGAUUCAAUCAUCUGAUAAAAUAUCCAAUGCAAUCAGACAGUUAGUUCGAAGAGAGUUUCGAUACAGAGAAACGAGAAGACCACCAGUUUUGAUGUGUCUUUUGUUUCUCACAGUGUGUCAGUCUGCUACAGUUGCUGAUAUUGUGUUCUUGGUCGAUCAAUCGGACAGCAUCGGGGCUGUAAACUUCCAAUUGCUUCGCGUUUUCCUACACAACAUGAUCAAUGCGCUGGAAGUGGAGACUGAAAGUGUCCACAUUGGUUUAGCUCAGUACAGCACCAUUGCAGCGGAAGAUUUCAAUCUCAAAAUGUACCGCAGAAAAUCUGACAUCCUGGACCACAUCAAAUCGAUUCGAUACAGUGGAGGCGGCAGGAACACGGGCAUCGCUAUUGAUUUUGUGCAGAAGAAUUACUUCACGGAGCAGGCAGGCAGUCGUGCUAGGAAAGGAAUUCCUCAGAUCCUGAUAGUAAUCACCAGUGGCGAAUCCCAGGAUGCGGUCAAGGACAAUGCAGCUACUCUGCGCCGUUUGGGCAUUACUGUGUAUGCCUUAGGAAUCCAAAAUGCCACUGAGAGCGAGCUGAAGAAAAUUGCGUCACAUCCUUCAAAGACUUACGUUUCUAUGGUUAAGGACUUCACGCAGCUGUCAACCAUUGAAGGGGUGCUUCAGAAGAAGAUUUGUAAUAAGAUCAUCGAACAAACCGCAGUCCAGUCUGUCCAAGUAGAAAGGCUCAAACAAGGCUGUGCCGAAACAGAAGAAGCCGAUAUCUUUUUCCUAAUUGAUGGGUCCGACAGUAUAUUCCCUGAGAAGCUCAUGGAUAUGAAAAGGUUCCUGGUAGAUGUAGUGAAUGUAUUCAGCAUCGGUGCAGAUAAGGUUCGUGUGGGAGUUGUCCAGUAUGCAGAUAGUCCACGAAUUGAAUUCGGUAUCACUCAGUACACCUACCAAUCAGAUUUGGAAAGAGCAAUUAAGCAAAUCUUUCAAAUGGGAGGAAGCACGGCAACUGGCCAGGCAUUAACCUACAUGAAGAAUCUCUUCAGCGAUGCCGUGAGAAGUCGUAGAGAGAGGGUGCGGCAUAUCCUCAUCAUUAUCACAAGUGGACAAUCAGAUGAUCCCGUGAGAAGCCCUGCUGCAGAGCUGAGGAAACAGGGAGUAGAUAUUUAUGCAAUAGGAGUUGGAAAUGCAGAUGAAUCUGAACUUCUGCAAAUUGGAGGAAUCAAAGGAAGAAUUUUCUAUGUCACCAACUUUGAUGCUUUGAAAGAUGUGAAGAAUAACAUUUUGUGGGACCUCUGUUCUGAAGGAGCCUGCAGGAAGCUGAACAUAGCUGAUAUCAUCUUCGUAAUUGAUGGAUCAGGAAGCAUAAAUCCCGAGGAUUUCAGGAAAAUGAAGACAUUUAUGAAUGCCAUUGUGAACAAGACCUUUACUGAAGCAGACAAUGUGCGUAUAGGUCUGAUACAGUUUGCCUCCAGUCCCAAGCUAGAGUUUGAACUUAGUGUACAUUCAGUGAAAGCUGAUCUACUUGCAGCGAUCAAUGACAUGCAGCAGCUGGAAGGGGGCACUCUCACAGGUGCUGCACUGAGAUUUGCUGUGGACUAUUUUGAUGAAGCUAAAGGGGGUCGCCCUGAUGUUCCACAGUACCUCGUAGUGAUAACUGACGGAGAAGCACAAGAUGAGGUCCUUCAACCUGCCAAAGCCAUAAGGGAUAAAGGUGUCAUCGUGUUUGCUGUGGGCAUAUUCAAUGCUAACAGCACGCAGCUUCUGGAAAUUGGAGGAGCUUGGGAUAAAGUUCACUAUGUGGAAAACUUUGAUCUGCUGGAUUCUCCAGAAAAACAGGUCCUCUGGGAGAUCUGCAGCCAGCCUGAAGUCUGCUUGAGAACUGAAGCAGCAGAUAUUCUUUUUGUGGUCGAUGGAUCAGGCAACAUACAGCCAUACGAUUUUGAGAGGAUGAAAAGAUUCAUGAUGACAUUGGUGAACAGUUCAGACGUGUCCCCCAGCAAGGUUCAGUUUGGCGCCAUACUCUACAAUAAUGACCCUGACGUUCAAUUCCGGCUCAGUCAGUUCGGGAGCAAAAACGAAGUCCGCCAGGCAAUUGGUCGAAUGCAAAUGAAAGAAGGACCCAGCUUCACUGCACGUGCUCUUCAACAGGCCAAAGAACUUUUAGCCCUCGAGAAAGGAAGUCGGCAGACAGUUGGGGUUUCGCAGUUUGUCAUUGUGAUUACUGAUGAAGAAGCCGCAGAUUCAUCAGCGGUACCAGGGGCAGCGGAGGACAUCAGAGAAGAUGGAGUGACCGUCCUUGCUGUGGGGGUAGCAGGAGCCAAUGAAAGAGAGCUCGAGGCUAUCGGAGGCUCGAGGGAAAACUACCUUUAUGUUCAAGACUUUGAUGCCUUGAAAAACAUAGUGAGGGAUUUCUCACAGCUGGUUUGUACAAACACAAAUCCAGUCUGUGAUCUUCAACAAGCAGACAUUGUCUUUCUAGUCGAUGGAUCUGAGAGCAUAAUUGCUGAAGAUUUCAGCUACAUUAAAUCCUUCAUGAAAAACAUGGUUAGCUUUUUCAGUAUUGUCCCCUGUAUGUGCCAGUUUGGUCUGGCUCAAUUUAGUACGUCGUUUCGAAAAGAAUUUGACCUGAAGGAUUUCCCAGACAGAAAGAUGUUGAUGGCUGAGAUUGAAAAAAUGGUUCAACUGAAUCAAGGAACUCAAAUUGGAUCAGCGCUGAUGCAAGCGACCAGGCUGUUCACGAGAGAGGCAGGUAGUCGAAAAGCUUUGAACGUGCCCCAGUUCCUGAUCGUGAUCACCGAUGGGAGGUCGAAAGAGAAUGUGAUGGGCCCAGCUGAUAACCUGAGGGGCAACGGGAUUCAAAUUUUGUCCGUAGGGGUAGGGCAGGCAGAUCUGAAACAGCUUCUCCAAAUCUCCGGGUCACGGGACAGGAUCUAUUUUGUUGACAGUUUUCGAGAUUUGGGCAAGAUUAAACGAAGGAUUGCCCGCAGUCUUUGUAAGGAUCAGCCAGUUCCAGGAUGUACCAUUGAUGUGGCUGUGGGAGUUGACCUCCCCAGUCAAGCACGCUUCUCAAAUGCAGUCGGCAGCCAGCUGAACCUGCAGUUGCAGUACCUGGACAGCCUAAUCCAACGAAUGACGGACUUACAGAACAUCAGCUGCAUAGCAGGUCACAGUCUCAAUGUCAGGGCGGGAUUUCACAUCACUGACAGAGUUGGAAGGACACGCUUUGACUCCAAUUUUGAAAGCUAUAAUUUAGAUGUCUUGGGAAAGGCAAGAUCAUUUCUGCUGUCAGCGAUGGACCAGAUCAGUUUGACUGCUGAUUAUUUGUUGUCGUUUGCAAGCAAAUUUGAGCAGGAGUCGAGCAAAAAUGUGAAGAUGAUAGUGAUGUUUACGAACGGAGUAGCGGAUAGCAUGAAUAGACUCAAGGAAGCAUCAAACAGACUCCGGCUUAAUGGUGUCAAUACCCUAAUCACAGUUGCUAUGGAAAACACUGUCGACGUUGAUGAGCUUCAUGAACUGGAGUUUGGCAGAGGAUUUGGCUACAAACGCCAACUGGCCAUUGGAAUGCGUGAUAUUGGGGAUGCAUUGCGCACUGAGAUUGACACAGUUGCAGAAAGAGAAUGCUGUGAUAUAAUUUGCAAGUGUUUAGGACAACCGGGUAAACAUGGACGACAAGGAGAGCAAGGAGUUAAAGGCAUCCUAGGACCACCAGGAACAUUGGGUUAUGCAGGUGAAGAUGGUGGUAUGGGUGAUAGGGGUCCUCCAGGCAUUACAGGACCUCGAGGAAUUGAAGGAUGUCAAGGCAGCAGGGGCUUCACGGGAGAAAGAGGCUAUCGAGGAGAGAAGGGUGAAGCAGCUGAGAAUGGUGCACCUGGGACAAAUGGAGAGCAGGGGGAGUCUGGAAUCCACGGAGUUGCUGGGCCAAAAGGGGAUAAUGGAAAUACUGGAAUUAAAGGCUCAACCGGAUACAGAGGUGAGCGUGGAGAUGUUGGAAUACCAGGUGACCCUGGUACCCCUGGUCGAGAUAAUUAUGUCAGAGGAUAUCCAGGCCAAAGAGGAGAUCCAGGUGUACCGGGCGAACGUGGACGAAGUGGCACACUAGGCUUCCGUGGUAGUAAAGGAAAUAAUGGGCGACCUGGCCGGAGAGGACUUGUGGGUAAAACGGGUGUCAGGGGACCUUCUGGUUACCCAGGAUCCAUUGGGCCCUCUGGACUCCAUGGCCAACAGGGAUCUACAGGAACUGUUGGAUUGAAAGGAGUAAAAGGAGAGCAAGGAUUACCAGGGAUCCCGGGUACACCCGGAUUGCUUGGCUUCAGGGGUGCCAAAGGCAGCCAAGGGCUCCAAGGGCAAAGGGGUGUAACUGGAGAUAUGGGUGAGAAAGGAGAAUCUGGAACAGUUGGACCUCGUGGACCACAGGGUUUGGAUGGGUAUGACGGCACUGGAAGGCCUGGAUCAAAAGGACAAAAGGGAGUACAGGGACCCUCUGGUUAUCCUGGUCAGCAGGGAGUAGAUGGUCCUUCUGGAAUCGAGGGCAGAAAAGGACCCAAAGGAAUAAGAGGACGCAGGGGCGACUCUGGCCUUUCUGGUGAUCCAGGAAACCCAGGAGAAACAGGAUUUCCAGGAGUAAGGGGUUUCAAAGGGCCACCAGGGAUCGUACCUAUGAAACCAUGUGAACUUGUGUCAUAUGUUAGAGAAAAAUGUUCCUGUUGUUCAUCAGGAGGAAUGGAAUGUCCUGUAUAUCCAACUGAGCUGGUGUUCGCUGUGGACAUGUCUUCAGAUAUCACACCAACCAUAUUUAAUCGAAUGAAGACAAUGGUCAUUAACUUUGUGCAGGAUCUUAAAAUCACUGAAAGUAACUGUCCAACGGGAGCCCGUGUGGCGAUCCUUACUUACAGUUCCUCGGCAAAAACAUUCAUCCGAUUUUCAGACUUCAGAAGCAAGCAAAAACUUCUAGAAGAGCUACAGAAUUUAGCUUACGAGAGAUCGAGCAGCAGGCGGAAUGUAGGGACUGCAAUGAGGUUUGCUGCAAAAAAUACUUUCAAGCGCGUUCGCAGUGGUGUUCUUGGCAGGAAAGUGGCAGUAUUUAUUACUAACGGCUCAUCUCGUGAAAUCUCAGAGGUGGCAACUGCUGCCCUGGAGUUCAGUGCCUUGGAUAUCACUCCAGUUGUCAUUUCUUUUGGUAAUGUCCCUGAAAUUCAACGUGCCUUUGAGGUUGACGAUACAAGAAUGUUUCAAGUGGUUGUGUUGUCAAGACAACAGCAAGAAGCACAAGAACAGUUACGCAAAAUCCGGUUAUGUACUUUCUGUUUUGAUAGGUGUGAACCAAAUACCCAGUGUCAACAGGCCAUCUCUCCACCUCCGAUCCCCAUCCAGAUGGACAUUGCUUUUAUUGUUGACAGCUCACGCAAUCUGAGAAUGAUGGACUUUGAGAGAAUAAAGGACUUCGUCAGCUCAAUGCUCGACACUUUUAUGAUCUCCAGAAACCCAAAGACUUUGGAUAAUCGUGCCAGGGUAGCCCUUGUCCAGUAUUCACCAGCAGGUUACCUGCCCAGAACUGGCCAGAUGCCAGUCAAACUGGAGUUUGGUUUCUUGAGCUAUGGCACCAAAAGCAUGAUGAAGAGAUAUAUAGAGAAUUCAUUUAAAAAGUUAGAAGGUUCUUCAUGGACUGGCCAUGCCAUUGAAUGGACGCUCAAUAACAUUUUCUUAAGCGCUCCAAAUCCACGACGACAUAAGGUGAUAUUUUUAAUACUUGCAGGAGAAACCAAUGUCUUUGACAUAGAGAAGCUAAGGGCUGUGUCAUUACAAGCUAAGUGUAGAGGUUUUGUGAUCUUUGCAUUCUUCCUUGGAAAGGAUGCCCCCAGAACUAAUCUGCAGGAGCUUGUUAGUGCUCCUUCCGAUCAACAUUUAAUUCACCUGGAUCCUCUGUUGAAUCAUGAAAUGGUAUACGUCCAGAAGUUUGUACGAGCCUUUCUGAAAAGUCUCACACUUAGAAUCAACAGAUACCCAUAUCCAGCUUUACAGAGAGAAUGUCAGAGAGCAGCACUAGUUCGGUCUAGGCCAGAAGUAACACCACAACCUUUAGAAGGAGCUGCAAGUGUAGGGGGACCAGAAACCAUACAACCUGUAGAGGAGGAAGAAUUUGAAGAAGGGAUAGAAUUCCCAGGAGGAGCAGAAGCUGAGAGUACAACAGACAUGAUUUAUGACAUGUGCUCGCUCGAUCGAGAUGGAGGGAUCUGUCAGAAUUAUGCCGUGAAGUGGUACUUUGACCAAGAGCAGCAGGGCUGUCGACAGUUCUGGUACGGCGGAUGCGGAGGAAACAAGAAUCGGUUCGACACCCUGGAAGAAUGUGAAGCCUCAUGCCCCAGAUCACGCUAGGAAAUGCCACAGGACUAAUCUUCAACAAGAAUCAGAUUUUGAAAAUAAAUAUCUGGGAGAUUACUUCAUCAUAAUCAAUAAACCCAAGAGCUCUGCGGACCUGGCCAGUGUAUAGCUGAGCCAGAUUUGGAUUGUGCAAACAUCUUAUUUACAACUCGGCCUUUGGUAGAGGUUUGGCUCACCUGAGUUGCAGAGUGAUAAGUCAGCCAGGAAUUUCCAGACAACGAUAACAAAGUACCUUUUUGUCAAAUGUCUGUUUGCUUAGAGCUUUAGCGAAGAAAGAAACAUAUUUGGCUGUAAAAUCUUCAGUAAUGUAAUAGCCCAUUAUACUUACACUUGAAGUUCAAACAUGAAUAGUGGAUAUGUCUAGAAAGUUCAGGAAAGGUGGGUGGGGGGAAAUCAGGUGAAGACGUUGAAAAAAAAUCUACCAAACAUUACAUAUAUGCAUAUGCAUUGUCAUUUGUGCAGAUAUCACUGACUUGUUUAUUAAAAUCACACGUGUUAUUAUCAUGGUACUCAAAAUAAUAGAGCAAUGUCUUUUGUGUUCAACACUUGAAAAGCUAC